AUGGGUGGUGAUGGCCGUGGCAGCAGUUUCUUGAUGGCUCUUCUUUUACUUAGUUUUCUGUGUUUUGUUUCUGCUAAUACUUUAGUAAAGCCGGCAGCCAAAACUGUCACCAAAACAAUUACUGGGACGACAAACAAUCAACAUUUAGACGCUGGGAGGACAAUAGAAAUAGAAAGGCAUUCCCUGCAAGGGACCAAUCUCAAUUAUGUCAGCAAAAGAAGAGUACCUAGCGAACCUGAUCCAAUACACAACAGGGAAGCAGCAGAGCACAUGGAAACGCACAUCCGAGCUUGAGCUUAAGGGAAAAACUGCCAAAUCAAAUUCAAGAGGGCACAGCCUAUUCAACUUCCAGUUGAGUGAAAAUUAUUCCCAAUCAGAAUCACAAAAUUUGCAAAAG
This is a messenger RNA of Solanum dulcamara, 397 nucleotides long. RefSeq lists its product as uncharacterized. The record is from RefSeq and is a predicted model, not a curated record. The transcript is spliced from 3 exons. Bases 1 to 294 code for a protein of 97 amino acids. NCBI's taxonomy places the organism in Eukaryota, Viridiplantae, Streptophyta, Magnoliopsida, Solanales, Solanaceae.